Molecule: messenger RNA, 2013 nt
Organism: Talaromyces marneffei
Lineage: Eukaryota; Fungi; Ascomycota; Eurotiomycetes; Eurotiales; Trichocomaceae
Exons: 4
Coding region: 1-2013 (670 amino acids)
Cellular component (GO): nucleus
Molecular function (GO): RNA helicase activity; RNA binding; ATP binding
Source: RefSeq, a predicted model, not a curated record
AUGGCCGACAGCUUGAAGAUUCAGAAUCUCUCUCUCAACGAGUCCCAGCAUGCUCCUAAUGGACCACCUGCGGCAAACGGGCGUUCUGCUUAUAUUCCGCCACACCUUCGUGGACGCAACGUGAAUGCUGGCCCUGCCCCCGGCCCUGCCCCCGGCCCCACCCCCAUGGAUGGUCCUGCUGGUGCUCCGGGCCCUACUCCUGCAGGUGCUUGGGGAAAUGCUCCUCGUGGCCCCCCUCGCCAAAACUACAAUAACUAUCGUGAAAACAAUGCAAAUGGACAUGGACCCUCAGGAAGCUACAGCGGUGGUGGCGGUGCUCCCGGUGGCGGUCAUGCUCGUGGCUCUGGUGAUGGACAGUGGCGCGAUGGAAAGCACAUUCCUGGACCUGCUAAUGCCCGUCUCGAGCGUGAAUUGUUCGGCGUUCCCAACGACCCUUCCAAACAGCAGACUGGUAUCAACUUUGCCAACUACGAUGACAUCCCCGUCGAGGCCUCCGGUCAAAAUGUGCCCGAGCCCGUCAACACAUUCACUAACCCACCUUUGGACGACCAUCUGAUUGCCAAUAUCGCUUUGGCUCGCUACACCACUCCCACUCCCGUCCAGAAGUACUCCAUUCCUAUCGUCAUGAACGGCCGUGAUUUGAUGGCUUGUGCCCAGACUGGUUCUGGAAAGACUGGUGGUUUCCUCUUCCCCAUCCUUUCUCAGGCAUUCCAGACCGGCCCUUCUGCUGCUCCAGCACCUGCAGCCGGCGGAAACUUCUACGGUCGUCAGCGCAAGGCUUACCCUACUUCCCUCAUCCUGGCUCCUACUCGUGAGUUGGUGUCUCAGAUCUACGAUGAGGCUCGCAAAUUCGCCUACCGUUCCUGGGUUCGCCCUUGCGUGGUCUAUGGUGGUGCAGAUAUCGGUUCUCAGCUUCGUCAGAUUGAACGUGGCUGUGACUUGCUCGUUGCUACUCCCGGUCGCCUUGUCGACUUGAUCGAACGUGGCCGUAUUUCCCUCACCAACAUCAAGUACUUGGUUCUCGACGAAGCUGAUCGCAUGUUGGACAUGGGUUUCGAGCCUCAGAUUCGUCGUAUCGUUGAGGGUGAAGACAUGCCUCAAGUCAACGACCGCCAGACACUCAUGUUUUCUGCCACUUUCCCUCGUGACAUCCAGAUGCUCGCUCGUGACUUCUUGAAAGACUACGUUUUCCUUUCCGUCGGUCGUGUCGGUUCCACCUCCGAGAACAUUACUCAGCGUAUUGAGUACGUUGAAGACCACGACAAGCGCUCCGUGCUUUUGGACAUUCUUCACACUCACGGUAGCACCGGUCUGACCCUCAUUUUUGUUGAGACGAAGCGUAUGGCCGAUUCUCUCUGUGACUUCCUCAUCAACCAGAACUUCCCUGCCACUGCUAUUCACGGUGAUCGUACUCAGCGUGAGCGUGAGAGAGCUUUGGAAAUGUUCCGUAACGCACGUUGCCCUAUCUUGGUUGCCACUGCUGUCGCAGCUCGUGGUCUCGAUAUUCCAAAUGUCACCCACGUCGUCAACUACGAUUUACCUACCGACAUUGACGACUAUGUCCACCGUAUUGGUCGUACCGGUCGUGCUGGUAACACCGGUAUUGCAACCGCUUUCUUCAACCGUGGUAACCGUGGUGUUGUCCGCGAUCUCAUUGACCUUCUCAAGGAAGCCAACCAGGAAGUGCCUUCCUUCCUCGAAAACAUCGCUCGUGAAGGUAGUGGAUAUGGUGGCCGUGGCGGCCGUGGCGGUCGCGGCCGUGGUUCCAACGCUACCCGUGAUGUUCGUCGUAUGGGCGGUGGCGUGGGCGGAACCCCAUCUUAUGGUGGAAGCGGCGGUGGAUUCGGUGGCAACUCUGGCUAUGGCGGUGGUGCUGCUAACUGGGGUGGAAGCAGUGGUGGCUACGGCGGCGGUGCUCCCUCUUACAGCAGCGGUGGUGGUUAUAGCGGCGGCGGCGGCGGCAGCUACGGUAACCCCUCCGCCGGCCCAACUGGUCCAUCCUCCUGGUGGUAA